AUGUCACGGGUGGCUGUGAACAUAAGUGCCAGAAGCGUGGUCCACAGAAAAGAAGUAAUCAGAGAAAUACCGAAAAACUAUACCUGUAACUAUAGAGAAGUGGUUGUCUUUUCAGAUUUACGUAAACUUAUUGUGGUAACUCGUCCAUUUUAUGAUGUAGUGGGUAGAGCAAAAGCAAGCAAACUAAUUCGUGUCCUCAUGGAAUAUUGUCUCAUGAUCAACCAAGAAAACAGCGAAAAGGUGAAAUUAGUAAAAGAAUGUAUCGAAUGGGCAACUUCAAACUGCCGCAUAUUUCUCCGCCGAGCCUUGGAAGCACGCCUGAUCCGUCUCUAUAACGACAUCGGACUCCAUGUCGAGGCUCAAAAAAUCGCUGGUCCAUUAAUAGCUGAACUCAAAAAGAUUGAAGACCGUGAAUUGAUCAUGGAAGUCACGCUGGAAGAGAGUAAAAGCGCUUUUGCUUUGAAGAACUUUGGAAAGGCAAAAACUUCCUUGGUCCUGGCAAGAAGCAAUGCAAACGGUGCUUACGUCUCUACCCAAAUGCAGGACGAUCAUCAAAAAUCACAUAAUAGCCUAACUGCCUACAGACAACUACUUACCAUGGGUCUCGGACCCCGAAAAACUUUCGGAGGGAAAGGUCGAGGCUCAGCACUUCACUUUCAGGCAGCUCUCGACUUACAGUCUGGAAUCCUCUACAGUGCUGAUGAGAAGGAUUUCAAGACAGCUUACUCGUACUGUUAUGAGGCUCUUGAAGGCUACCUUAUUGCGGAUCCACCUAAAGCAGUACGGGCGCUCAAAUACAUGUGCCUAUGCAAGAUAAUGUUGAACGAAGCCGAUACAAUACCUUUACUUCUCUCGACAAAGACGAUACAGUCUAUCCGAGGACGCGAGAUCGAAGCGAUGAAGAGCAUGGCUGAAGCAUUCACAGAACGCAGUCUGAGCAAGUUCAACAAGUGUCUGAAAGAUUACAAUAGAGAGCUUUUGUGUGAUCAAGUUGUGGCUGCACAUUCAAGAGAACUCAGAGAUAACAUGCUCGAAAAAGAAAUUUGCCGAGUAAUUGAACCAUACUCAGAAAUCGAUCUCUCUCACAUUGUUCGCUGUGUAGGAAUGACUCAAAAGCAAAUCGAAAAAGCUAUCUCAAUGAUGCUACUUGACAAGAAAUUUUUCGGAGUUAUUGACCAACAUAAUGGUACUGUACAUGUGUACGAAACACCUCACAAGGAUAAGACAUACCAAAAAUCUGUAGAACUAAUCAGAGCUCUAUCCAAGACUGUGGAUGCCAUAUACAGCAAGGCUGGUACUCUAUUAAAAUGA
This is a messenger RNA of Haemonchus placei, 1311 nucleotides long. The record is from the annotation of a GenBank genome assembly. Lineage: Eukaryota; Metazoa; Nematoda; Chromadorea; Rhabditida; Trichostrongylidae.